Molecule: messenger RNA, 1074 nt
Organism: Cannabis sativa
Lineage: Eukaryota; Viridiplantae; Streptophyta; Magnoliopsida; Rosales; Cannabaceae
Exons: 2
Coding region: 1-1074 (357 amino acids)
Source: RefSeq, a predicted model, not a curated record
AUGGCUUCCAGUAGCUAUACAGGUUUUGAUUUAAACAAAGAGUAUGCACAAAUAAAUUUGGAGGAGGAGGAGGAAGGGAUCUUGAUUGGUGAUGAUAAUGAGGGAGAAGAGGUAGCCUUUGAUGAUCGAUGGUGCCUCGUGGGUAGAUUCUUGACGGGUAGAACGUUUGAUUUCGAUGCUAUGAGGCAUAUGAUGGCGUCUCUUUGGCAACCGGGAAAGGGAGUUUAUAUCAGAGAACUAGAUACGAAUAGGUAUCUCUUUCAAUUUUAUCAUGAAAUUGAUGUUCAAGCUGUCAUUGAUGGUAGCCCAUGGACUUUUAAUAGGAGUCCGUUGAUCUUUCAUCGUCUCAAGCGUGGGGAGGAUCCGAAGUUGGUUCGAUUACACUGCCUUGAUCUUUGGGUUCAGAUUCAUGAUCUGAAAACGGGAUAUAUGUUGGAGAAGGUGGUUCGAAAGGCAGGAGACUAUGUUGGAAAGUUUAUCAAGACGGAUGCUAAGAAUUUUAAUGGAAUUUGGAGGGAAUACCUUCGAGUUCGGGCAACAGUCGACAUUGACAAACCGUUGAAGCGUCGAAUGAAGUUAUGCAAAGACAAUGGUGAUUGGAUAUGGGCGAACUUUAAGUAUGAACACAUUCCAACUUUUUGUUUUGUUUGUGGAAUAAUUGGCCACUCCGAACGUUUUUGUCCUCGAAGAUUUGAUGAAGAUUAUGAUCCAUUAGUCAAGCCUUAUGGGAAUGGUAUGCGAGCACAGACCAAGAAGAAGAAUUAUUUGAUAGGAGCUCAAUGGCUCCGGACUGGUUCUGAACAAAACACAGCAGUCGACGGUGGUGGAGAGGUUCGGCGAUCUGGUGAGAUCCCUGCUGAUUCGAUUGGGCCAAAAAUCAUGGAGAUUGAUGAUGGUGAUCAGGGAGAGGAUACGAUUAUCUUGAAUUCAGCAAAAAAUAAAGGAGUUUUAUUUGGAAAUAAUGGUAGUAAUGAUGCUGAUGUGGAGAGAAUUGAUAGUGGCAAGAAUUAUGGAGAGAUGGCUGUUAGUGAAGAUGAGACUUUAUUGCUGUUGGACAGCAAAAGAAGACCUUGA